AUGAUAUCCAUAAACAUAGAGACUCCUAAUCAUACUCGAUAUUAAGGGAUGCUUCACAAAAUAGACACAACUGAGAAUACAAUUUUGUUGCAUUCCGUUGUCAACUAUGGAAAAGCCAAGAGACCCAUCAAACAAAUCAUAUCAGAUGCAGAAAAACACAACUAUUUUGUACAAUUUCCUUUAGAAUUUGUCAAAGCAGAUACGGUUAUAACUACAAAUGAUGGAAAAUCUUAUAAGGCUAAAUUACAAAAGAUAGAUCCUUAUACUAAAUUUCCAAUUUUCCAGAAUAUCUAAUUAAUAUGUAAAGAAUGCGAAGAAAGUGAAAGAAAAUCUUUUGACUUCAAAUCACAUAGGGUGAUAUCGAUCAAUAAGAAAUAGUAGAUCAAAAUGAAAUAAUCCCUACACAAUUAAAAUAAGUCUGUAGAUCUCAGAUCAUCAUAUCCACCCUGUAUCACUAAUAAUUAUAGGUAAAUGGCAAAAUUUAAAGAAUUAAUCGAAUAGAUAGGAUAUAGACCUAAAUUAAAGUGCAAAAAUUGA
This is a messenger RNA of Paramecium tetraurelia, 537 nucleotides long. RefSeq lists its product as uncharacterized. The transcript has a single exon. The record is from RefSeq and is a predicted model, not a curated record. NCBI's taxonomy places the organism in Eukaryota, Ciliophora, Oligohymenophorea, Peniculida, Parameciidae.